AUGGCUCCUCCGUCGUCCUCUCCGUCUUCGCUCGAGAGACUCAACACCAUUGCAAACCACCUCUCGCCCACCAUGGCUUCCACCAACUUCCCUGCCGCCACCGUGCCUCAAGCCCCGGAGGACCCUCUCUUUGGACUUGCACGGGCUUACAAGGCUGACAACAGCCCAACCAAGGUCGAUUUGGGAAUUGGCGCUUAUCGUGAUGAUGAUGCAAAGCCCUGGGUUCUCCCCGUCGUCAAAAAGGCCGACGACAUUCUUCGAAACAACCCCGAACUGAAUCACGAAUAUGCCCCGAUUGCCGGUGUUCCGGACUUCACUUCCAAGGCCGCUGAACUGAUUCUUGGAGCCGACUCCCCAGCACUCAAGGAGAAGCGCACUGCCUCCUUGCAGACCAUCUCUGGCACUGGAGCAGUCCAUCUGGGUGCCCUCUUCCUCGCCAAGUUCUACACGGGAAACCGAACCGUCUAUCUGUCUAACCCGACUUGGGCCAACCACAAGCAAAUCUUUGGAAACGUUGGUCUAAAGGUUGCUGACUAUCCCUACUUCUCCAAGAAAACCAAUGGCCUGGAUUUCGAGGGCAUGAAGGCUGCCAUUCAGGCUGCCCCAGAUCGGUCCAUCAUCCUGCUGCACGCUUGUGCCCACAACCCUACAGGCGUCGACCCAAGCCUGGAUCAAUGGAAGGAGCUUGCCGUCAUUAUUGCCCAAAAGAAGCACUUCCCCUUCUUUGAUUGCGCCUACCAGGGCUUCGCUUCGGGUAACCUUGCCCAGGAUGCCUCCGCUAUCCGCUACUUCAUCGAGCAAGGAUUCGAGACGGUUGUUUGCCAGAGCUUCGCCAAGAACUUUGGCCUGUAUGGUGAGCGCGCUGGAUGCUUCCACGCCGUGACGAGCCCAGGUCCCGAUGCAACCAGCACAAUCUCAAGAAUUGGUUCUCAACUAGCGAUUCUUCAACGAUCCGAAAUCUCCAACCCUCCUCUGUAUGGCGCCCGCAUUGUUGCCACCGUUCUGGGAGACGCUGCGCUAUUUGCGGAGUGGGAGGAAAACCUACGUACCAUGUCGGGUCGUAUUCUCAGCAUGAGAGAUGAGCUGCGCUCACGCCUCGAGAGUCUUGGCACGCCCGGAACAUGGAAUCACAUAACUGAUCAGAUUGGCAUGUUUAGCUUCACGGGUCUGUCAGAAUCCCAAGUCGAGAGAAUGCGCAAUGAAUACCACAUUUAUAUGACCAAGAAUGGAAGAGUUUCCAUGGCGGGUCUAAAUACCAAAAAUAUACACCACGUGGCGGACGCAAUCGACAAGGUGGUGAGAGAAGCUUCAUAG
Messenger RNA from Ustilaginoidea virens, 1314 nucleotides. RefSeq lists its product as uncharacterized. Gene Ontology annotation, biological process: L-aspartate biosynthetic process. The transcript is spliced from 3 exons. The record is from RefSeq and is a predicted model, not a curated record. Bases 1 to 1314 code for a protein of 437 amino acids. NCBI's taxonomy places the organism in Eukaryota, Fungi, Ascomycota, Sordariomycetes, Hypocreales, Clavicipitaceae. Gene Ontology annotation, cellular component: cytosol. Gene Ontology annotation, molecular function: L-aspartate:2-oxoglutarate transaminase activity; pyridoxal phosphate binding.